Pecten maximus is the source of this 459-nucleotide messenger RNA. RefSeq names its product non-classical arabinogalactan protein 31-like. The record is from RefSeq and is a predicted model, not a curated record. Bases 1 to 459 code for a protein of 152 amino acids. NCBI's taxonomy places the organism in Eukaryota, Metazoa, Mollusca, Bivalvia, Pectinida, Pectinidae. The transcript has a single exon.
AUGCAGUGUUCGCCUGGUGUCCCACCUGUUGUCCCACCUGUUGACCCGCCUGGUGUCCCCCAUGUAGGCCAGCCUGGUGUCUCACCUGUUGGUCCACCUGAUGCCCCACAUGUAGGCCCGCCUGGUUUCCCGCCUGGCGUCUCACCUGUUGGCCCGCCUGGUGCCCCCCAUGUAGGCCCGCCUGGCGUCUCACCAGUUGGCCCGCCUGGUGCCCCCCAUGUAGGCCCGCCUGGUGUCUCAUCUGUUGGUCCAACUGGUGUCUCACCUGAUGCCCCGCCUGAUGCCCCACAUGUAGGCCCGCCUGUUAUCCCACCUUUUGGCCCACCUGGUGUCUCACCUGAUGCCCCGCCUGAUGCCCCACAUGUAGGCCCGCCUGAUGUCUCACCUGUUGGUCCACCUGAUGCCCCACAUGUAGGUCCGCCUGGUGUCCGGCCUAAUGACUUCAUAGAAAGGACCUAG